Messenger RNA from Bactrocera tryoni, 1861 nucleotides. Its product is annotated as F-box/WD repeat-containing protein 4. Gene Ontology annotation, biological process: SCF-dependent proteasomal ubiquitin-dependent protein catabolic process. The transcript is spliced from 3 exons. The record is from RefSeq and is a predicted model, not a curated record. Lineage: Eukaryota; Metazoa; Arthropoda; Insecta; Diptera; Tephritidae. Gene Ontology annotation, molecular function: protein binding. The coding region runs from base 164 to 1420 and encodes 418 amino acids. Gene Ontology annotation, cellular component: SCF ubiquitin ligase complex.
AACAGCUGUUCGGGAGAGAAUGUUAUAAACGUAGACGAAGUAUUUGCGUGCCAAAGUAUUAUAUUUAUUUAUCCUUUUUUUUACAAAAAUUAUAUAUUUUAAUAAAGAAUUACAUACCGAAUGUGCAAUUUAAUAGUUUGAACGAUUAACAAAUAAUACUAAAAUGGAGAAUGAUCAAAAGGUUCCCACUAAAUUACUUGAUUUAAAUUUGGAUUGCAUGCUGCGAAUUCUGAGUUACUGUUCGGAAGAGGAUUUGUUAAAUUUGUGUCGUGUACACCAUCAUCUACGAAAUGUAAUCGACAAGAAUAUAUUCUACAUGAAAACACUGGAUGCACUUAUGUGCGGACAUCGGAAUUGUACGCGCAUAAACAAAAGGUCAUACUAUUUAUCAAUAUCCUAUGUAAGUCGUUUUCACAUAGCGCGUAACUGGUUACAUGGACGUUAUAGGGAGUACGAAUAUUAUAAUCAUAUACAAAUGUUUCCUACUAAACUACUUUUGGAACGGGAUUUAUUAUAUGUAAGCCACUUAGACUAUUUACGGUUAUACCGACGUGCUAAACACGAACCACUGCAACGUAGGUGCUUACAAGAAAUAUCUACUGGUUCACGUGGAGAUAUAUCAAGUUUCGCAAAAAAGCAAGAUACAAUAUUCGCUGGUCGAGUUACUGGUAAUUGCUAUAUUUGGGAAGAUGGUAUAGUCCAUGAACAACAACUGCAUCGAGCCAAAGAAUAUUUACACUGUGUAGAUUUCGAAGAUGAAAUAUAUGCAACCAGUACUAACGUUUGUGCGAAAUUGUGGCGGCGCACAAGCGAACUCGGAUUGGUUUAUUUAGAACCAUUCGCAGAGAUGACGCAGGAAUAUAAAGUUUUAAAGUUAUCUGAAGGCGGCGAACGUCUAUAUGGCGGUUUAUAUACCGAUGUAGAAAGAUAUGCCUUACGCGAAUUCGAUGUGGAAAGCGGCAAGGAAACUGUCUUAAACUCAAACACGCUUUCUAUAUAUGAUUUACUUAUUAAGGACGAGAAUGUGUUAUUCACGGGAAAUUUUGACACUACCUGCCGCAUGUACGAUCGGCGUUCUAACCGAGAUGAAGCCACAUUCGAAGAUCCUUUUGAUUCGUCAUUUUACUGCGUUGAAUAUGACGGUUUGUAUGGACUAGUUUGCGGUGCCAAAUACCAUAGGCGCGUCAAUUUAUACGACAUACGUAUGCCAAAUACAUACCAACAAUUGUACUUCCCAAGACGUAGUAAAAAGGCGAGAAAUCAAAGUUCGCCUGUAUAUAGCAUAGCCUGUGAUAAUCGUUAUCUCUUUAUUGCAACGGAUCAAAAUAUACGUGUAUUUGACUUUAAAGAGAAUUGUGCAGAAAGCCGGGAUUAUCGUAAUAUAUUCGAUGACAAGCGUACUUUUCGCACACUGCAAUAGUGAUUAUGUUUGAAAAUAAUCGUUUAUAACCUGUAUUUAAUACAAAUAUUGAUUGAAACGCGUUAUUCGAAACAAAAAACUGUGUUUUUAGUUUAUCGCUUUAAUUUAUUUUUUAUUUUUAUUAUUGUUUGAGUCAAAUAUUCUUUGCCAUGUUAUUUUAUUAGACUGAUUUACAUCCAGUCCUUCAUUAUUAUUCUUUAAGUACAAAACAUAAACAUAAAAUUAAAUAUUAAUACGUCCUUUGCCACAAAAUGUUAAUGUUGAGGUUAAACUAGUUUUAAUUAUAAGCGGCUAAUAAAAUAUAAGUAGUAUUAAACUUUUAAGCAAUGCCAAACUUUGAAAGUUAAAGCAGCGUAAGCCCACUAGACAUACAUAAUAUUGCUGUUUAUUAUAUAAAUAGGAAAAUUAUAAAUGCUUCAUAAAAUGUAUACCUUGAAAAAG